Scomber scombrus (Atlantic mackerel) is the source of this 2093-nucleotide messenger RNA. It is a transcript of the gene cmpk1, whose product is annotated as cytidylate kinase. Gene Ontology annotation, molecular function: ATP binding; UMP kinase activity. NCBI's taxonomy places the organism in Eukaryota, Metazoa, Chordata, Actinopteri, Scombriformes, Scombridae. The record is from RefSeq and is a predicted model, not a curated record. Gene Ontology annotation, biological process: 'de novo' pyrimidine nucleobase biosynthetic process; CDP biosynthetic process; UDP biosynthetic process. Bases 91 to 750 code for a protein of 219 amino acids. Gene Ontology annotation, cellular component: nucleus; cytoplasm. The transcript has 6 exons.
CACUGACACGCAUCCACUGGACUUGCCCGGCUAGUUUCCUUCUGUCCCCCAACCUCGCCUGUUCAAGUCUGUAGCAGGCGCAGCUGGUUUAUGAUCGGCAGUGUGUUUGGCACCGUGUCUCAGAGGGUGUGGAGCUUGUUUUACCGGGUAUCGGAGAUAAUGAAGCCGCAGGUUGUGUUCGUGCUCGGCGGGCCGGGAGCCGGCAAAGGCACCCAGUGCACCAGGAUCGUGGAGAACUACAGCUACACCCAUUUGUCAGCGGGGGACUUGCUGAGGGCAGAGCGAGCUAGAGAGGGGUCAGAGUUUGGACAGCUCAUUGCCACCUACAUAAAGGAAGGCAAAAUUGUCCCUGUGGAGAUCACCAUCAACUUACUGAAAAAGGCAAUGGAAGAGACCAUGCAGCAAGAUGAAAAGAAGUUCCGUUUCCUCAUAGACGGUUUCCCCCGUAACGAGAACAACCUUGAGGGCUGGAACACUGUCAUGGAUGAGAAAGCAGAUGUCAAAUUUGUGCUUUUCUUUGACUGCGGCAAUGAGGUUUGCAUCAACAGAUGUCUAGAAAGAGGAAAGAGCAGUGGACGCACAGAUGACAACAGAGAAAGCUUGGAGAAAAGAAUCCAAACCUACCUGCAGUCUACACGACCAAUCAUUGAACUGUAUGAGAAACUCGGCAAGGUGCGCACUGUAGACGCCUCUCGUUCUGUGGAUGAGGUGUUUGCUGAUGUGAAAGCCAUCCUAGACAAAGAGGGUUGAGUUCCUCCGACUGCCAACAACAUUCAUUUUACCUUUUAGUUUUCUUUUUAUCAACUGCAAUUACACUAUAAUAAGUUUAUAUGUCCAUCCAUGAGACUUUUUACUUUUGGUUACUGUUUGUUUUUUUUGUUGUUGUUGUUUUCCAUCUCUUUUGUAAAUGCUGUUUGUUCUUUGAAUGCGUUUGUGUGUGUGUACACAAUAUGUAUUGGUGUGAAUGAGAAGUAGAGAUGCCUAGCAGCUACUUGUGAUCAACUAGUGUGUGUUCUGAAGAGCUCACAGCUCCGUCAUACACCGUCAUUCAUCAUAGCUUGAGGCCUUUUCAUAGGAAUAAAAUGUAUUGUUAGCUUUAGAGAGACACUUCUUUUUGGUCAAUCAAAAGACACCUAUAGUACUGGAAGUCUCUGCAAAAAAUAGUAUAUAUCACUAAUGUCUUCAGAGUAUCAUGUCAUUGGAAGCAGGCGUACUGUAACACUUAAGACCAAAUAGUUGUUUGACCAGAUGAUGACAGACUGGGAUCCAUUUCAGACUUCAACUAAACAGCCAAUAGCCUGUCUGGUAUCCCAAUAAAAUGCAUAAAACAACUGCCUCAGAUUUAAUGGACGGUGACCAGACUACUCAGUCCAAGUUGCUUUUUGUGCCACGUAGAGUCAUCAGGUUUGCACUGUUAUCUGUGAUCAACGGCUCACUCUUCAAUGAUUGUUGUAAUCUGUACCUGAACACCUUCAUGUGCUUCAUCACAGCUAUGAUACCAGGGACUAGUCAUAGAGAAAAUAGAGGGAUAAAAAUGAACAUUUUGUUAAAUCUGUACUGUAUCUGCUUGAAGGAGGGGGGAUAAAACUGACUGAAAACGUACUGACUUUUGUUUUGCUCAAUGUUCUGAAUUACCUGCUUAUGCAUUUAUGCCUAAAUUUAGUUAUUUGCCUCUGUGUUUUAUUUUUUGUAAGUAUAAUACAAUAGUACAUUACUUAACAAGGUUUGGAUAUGUUUACUGCUCAAGAAAUUUCACAAAAUCACACAUUCACAUGGUGGCUUUUAUCCUGAUCAGCCAGAAGAGGGCGCUUGGCAUCAUCAAGUUAAACUGGUUUACUGACAUUUCAUUCAUUCACAUUGAGCUGGUUUUAUGUUGGAUGAUAAAUAAAUGCUAAUAUGAAUGUAUUUUAAUUAAUAAAUCAAAUAAUACAUAUAUAAGUAAAAGCUGGAAUUAAUACCAAAACAUGCAAUUAAAGGAAGGAACAAAUGUUUAAUUACCAGCUAUUUGAGAUCAACUAGUUCAUGUUCAGAACUAAUAUAGGAAAUGUACAAAUGCAUUUAAUCGAUUUCUGCAUUUCUAUAAACUGUAUCUG